Messenger RNA from Puccinia graminis f. sp. tritici CRL 75-36-700-3, 2968 nucleotides. RefSeq lists its product as hypothetical. Gene Ontology annotation, cellular component: lipid droplet; plasma membrane; endoplasmic reticulum. Gene Ontology annotation, biological process: long-chain fatty acid metabolic process; long-chain fatty-acyl-CoA metabolic process. NCBI's taxonomy places the organism in Eukaryota, Fungi, Basidiomycota, Pucciniomycetes, Pucciniales, Pucciniaceae. Bases 285 to 2324 code for a protein of 679 amino acids. Gene Ontology annotation, molecular function: long-chain fatty acid-CoA ligase activity. The transcript has 8 exons. The record is from RefSeq and is a predicted model, not a curated record.
ACUGCCUCGGCCAGCUUCCCACUCGACUUCCCUCUUGACCAUCAACAACAACAACAUUAAACCACUUCAAUCAAGCUCCAAUCUCAAUCCCAACAAACUGAUCUCUCUCCCCUCAUCUGCCAUCCAUCUCCAUCCAAGCACCUAUCCUCACACUUUCACACUUUCAAUCACCAUCAUCCCUCGACUCGAUCAUCGACCUCUCAAUCAGAUUCACUCAGUCAGUCAAGAAAACAAAACAACCACCAGAAGAAAAAAAAACCCCAACCGUUUAAACCGGUGUCGAAAUGGCUAUGCAACCAGCUUCGGUCGAAAUAGGAGAUGAGAAUCCCCAGGGCGAAACGAGGAUUCGACGGUCGUUCAUUUCACCCGACAAACUAGUCACCGAGCCGAUCCCUGGGAUCCAUGUUCUUCCGGACCUUCUAGUCCAAUCGGCCAAAGAUUUCCCUACAGCCAAUGCUGUUGGCUGGCGAGAGUUGAUCAAACUUCACAAGGAGACUAAGACGGUAACCAAGGUGAUCGGCGGAAAAGAAGUCAAGGAGGAUAAGAUUUGGGAGUUUUAUGAAAUGAGCGAUUAUAAAUAUUGGACUUAUAGUCAAUUACUUGAAGAAGUCUCGAAAAUCUCAAACGGGCUCGCUGAACUCGGUCUGACAAAAGAUCAACGGUUCAACAUCUAUUCCGCUACCAAACCUUCAUGGCAGGUUAUGGCUCAUGCCUGUUCUCGAAGAUCGAUUACUUUUGCAACCGCUUAUGAUUCAUUGGGAGUCACCGGACUAGAGCACUCAGUCAACGAACCCGAGGUAGUAGGAAUCUUCACAAAUGCGAACUUGCUAGGAACCUUAGCGGCGAUUGUGGACAAGACGCCGACAUUGAAAUAUGUGAUUUAUGAUGAACAAGCCGAUGAGAGAGUCCUCAAGAAAAUUCAAGACACUCGAUCUGAUAUCCGAAUCAUCACUUACGAUGAGCUUCGUCAAUUGGGAGAAACUAAGGCUCAUGAGAUCGUCAGACCAGAACCGAGUGACAUUGCUUGUAUCAUGUACACCAGUGGAUCUACCGGCGCUCCCAAAGGAGUCCUCCUCAGUCACCUCAAUCUAAUUUCUUCCGUGGCUGGAGUUCGGACUUUGCUACAAGAUUUUAUGAGCGAGGAUGAAUCCGUAAUCGCAUAUCUUCCUUUGGCUCACAUUUUGGAAUUUAUUGUCGAGCUAACUUCUCUGUCGAUGGGUGUCAAAAUCGGUUACGGAUCUGUCAAAACACUGACCGAGGCAUCGAUGCGGAAUUGUUCGGGCGACAUCAAAACCUUCAGACCGUCUGUGAUGGUUGGAGUUCCCGCAGUUUGGGAACUGAUCCGGAAGGGGAUUCUAGCCAAAGUCAAAGCGGGCGGCAAAUUGAAAGAAGGGAUCUUCAAUGCUGCAUUGGCAGUCAAGAGAAAUCCGAUCCUGAGUCGAAUCGGAGGAGGACUGAUGGACACGGUGGUCUUCAACCAAGUUCGUGAACAGACUGGCGGCAACUUACGAUAUGCCAUCUCGGGUGGAGCUGCACUAUCCAAAGAGACCCAGGAAUUCUUGUCGAAAGCGCUAGUCUCAGUCUUACAAGGAUACGGUCUAACGGAAUCCUGUGGGAUGUGUGCGAUCUUGUCUCCUAAUUACAUGCAAUACGAAUGCGUGGGGGUCCCAGUACCCAGCACAGAAAUCAAAUUGGUCGAUGCUCCGGAAACCGGUUACCUUUCUACUAACGUUCCAAAUCCUCAGGGUGAGGUUUGGAUUCGAGGCCCCUCGGUCUCCAAAGGUUACUUCAAGAGGGAAGAUAUCACUAAGGAGAGUAUGACCGACGAUGGCUGGUUUAAGACUGGUGAUAUUGCUCAAUGGAACCAGGACGGAACUUUAUCGAUAAUUGACCGUAAGAAGAACUUAGUCAAACUAGCAGGAGGAGAAUACAUAGCGUUAGAGAAGCUAGAAUCGAUUUACAAGUCGUGUUCAUUAGUCGGUAACCUAUGUGUUCACGCCGAUGCGACUGCCAAUCGACCGAUGGCGAUCGUCUUUGUUCAUGAGAAGAACCUCAGUCUCGCCUAUGAGGAAUUGAAGCUCGGCAAGAGUGGCAAAAGUAUCAGUGAGAUGUGUCUGAAUGAAGAGGUUGAAAAAUUGGUCUUGAAAGAACUCUUGGCUACCGGUAAAAAGGCCGGCUUCAAACCCCUCGAGUUAUUGCAAUCUGUUGUUUUGACAGAUGAAGAAUGGACUCCUGAGAAUGGCUUGGUGACUGCCGCUCAGAAACUGAACCGCAAGAAGAUCUUAGAUCAUUAUGCUGAAGCUGUCAAAAAAGUUUAUCCUUAAAAAACAUCUGCAUCUCAAGUCGUCCAUGUCGUCGAGCAAGUCACUACACACAAUCAAGGUGUUUUUUCUUUUCUUUUCCUUUUGCUUGGCCCAUCAAAAGCUUGAUACAUAGAAUAAGAAGAAUAAGAAAGAUUAAUCAGCAGAUAUACAUGUCGAUCUAUAUUUAGACUCUGCCUUAUCUUUUGUCUUACUUUUUGUCACCAAUCAACAAGAAAAAUACAAGUAACAGGUAGUCUCUGUCCUCUCCUCCCCCUUCUUUCUAAUAAUGAGGAGGAUUCCUUUUUUGAUUACUACUUUGUCUAUUAUAUCGUUGGUUUUGAUUGUAUGUAUUGUAAGCAUAUGAUAUAUAUAUAUGACACAUAUGUGUAUAGAUAUAGAUAUCUUGUCUCUGACUUUUCAUUGUUCUUUCCCUCUAUCCUUUAUCCUUUUUCUUUUCAUUUUUAUUUCUUUUUUUGAUCCUCAUUAUUUUACUUGACCUAUUUCUUUCUCUCUCUUUAUGUAAUUUUAAUGUGUUUUUUUUCAAUGUUCUCAACCUUUUUUCUUUUCUUUUGUUAUGUCCUCAUAUAUACAUGUAUAUAUGUGUGUGCAUAAAAUAUAGGGGGUUGGAAAAACGACUCCCAAAAAUUAGUCGACGACUCCCGUUU